AUGAGUCAAAGCCCUGCAGCAGCGUUUCUCUCGAGCCGCGUACCCAGGGAGCUCACCCCAGAAAGCACGCCCGUGGAAAUGCUGGAUUUACUGACCUCUCUGCAACUACGGGGAGAGGACCGCGUUCUCGCUCUCGUGUACGCCGCAGAGCUUAUUGAUACUUGUCUACAAAGCACGUCUCCACCGUCUACCCUCCCCGAUAUCACCCCACUACUUUCGGUAGCAGAGUGUCUGUUUUCCGAAGGGCACCAUCGACUCGUCCAAUCGUUCUGCAGCGUUCUAGCGCGGCUUGUGCGCUCCCAGCUCAUCAAUGAUAUGUCCUCUGAUAUCAUCUUGAAGAUUGCUAACAUAUUAUCACUGCUUGCCAGUAAGCUGAACUCGGACGAGUGUUUAUGUCUUCUAUCUCUUUAUCUGGGCUCCUCUGACAAGGCAAUAUUUUCCCUUGGCGUUCAGAUUGUAGAAAAAUCACGCAAAGUUGAGCAGGUGAUUCUUGCGCCUGCAUCUGCAUUCGAUCUGGAGCUAGCAUCUAUGCUCUCUGCGGGGUCAUUCAUUCACCAAGUCAGUCUGGCUCCAUACCUCUCGACUGUUUGCAAGCUAUCAUCUAUCUUUGUGCAUAUUGAUAGGUUGUCUCUUUGCUAUGGAAUGUAUGAUCGUUGUCUGAAGGCUGCCUAUACUUCCGUUCUGAACAAAUUAGAUCUAUCGCAACAGUCCUCUACGCACGGUACAUCUGCAGAGAACCAUGCCACUUGCGUGCUCACUGUGCUCUUCCCCUAUCUCUUUUCCCCUACUAUUUCCAUUGUGCAGCUGGAAUUUUUGUCUGAUAUCUUUGCAAUUGCGAGUCAACAUGCACAGUCAGAUAACAUGCAUAAUAUCCUGGUCGAUAUUGUAGCAGAGUUACGCGGCCUGGCUAGCUUGUAUGAAGAGGGACCCUUUUUGAAACGUGUAGAGACCCUUAGAAAAGCAAACCUGACAUCUCCCCAACUUCCCCUUGAGCCGCUGCUGUUUGUUACAUAUAUGAGCACAAGCUGCAACACAGAAAGUGGGAUGUUUCACCCUAUUUUGCUACGGCUUUCUGUCUGCAUCUAUAAAAUGGAAGUACUGCUCUGCAAGCGUAACACAUCUGUCAGGUACAAUGCGACAAUCCAGACUUCCCUGACGAAGCACAUCAAUGGCAAGCCUGUAUCUGAGUGUAGAGAUUUACUAGAAACUGCUCGGGCGCAGGAUGCUCCGCAGGAGCUGCGUCUUUACGUUAACCUGCGUGAGACGCAGAAGACGCCUUUAAGAAAGACAUGA
Molecule: messenger RNA, 1293 nt
Organism: Giardia duodenalis
Lineage: Eukaryota; Fornicata; Diplomonadida; Hexamitidae
Exons: 1
Coding region: 1-1293 (430 amino acids)
Source: RefSeq, a predicted model, not a curated record